Molecule: messenger RNA, 1973 nt
Organism: Suncus etruscus (white-toothed pygmy shrew)
Lineage: Eukaryota; Metazoa; Chordata; Mammalia; Eulipotyphla; Soricidae
Product: guanylate-binding protein 6-like
Exons: 11
Coding region: 42-1925 (627 amino acids)
Biological process (GO): defense response to protozoan; defense response to Gram-positive bacterium
Molecular function (GO): GTP binding; GTPase activity
Source: RefSeq, a predicted model, not a curated record
AAAACUGUUCGUUGAGUGAUAGUGCAGUAGAGAAGGUUUCCAUGGCAUCUGGACUAGACAUGAUGGCCCCUAUUUGUCUGGUGGAAAACAAAAAUGAAAAAUUAUUUGUGAAUCAGGAAGCUCUAAAGAUCCUAGAGAAGAUUUCUAAGCCGGUGGUGGUGGUGGCCAUUGUAGGACUGUAUCGUACAGGCAAAUCUUACUUGAUGAACUGUCUUGCAGGAAAAAAGCAUGGUUUUCCUCUGGGCUCAACAGUGCAAUCUAAAACCAAGGGCAUUUGGAUGUGGUGCCUUCCCCAUCCUACCAAGCCAGAUCAAGUACUAGUACUUUUGGAUACUGAGGGCUUGGGUGAUGUGGAAAAGGGUGACCCUAAGAAUGACUCGUGGAUCUUUGCCCUGGCUGUGCUUCUCUGUAGCAGUUUUAUCUAUAACAGCAUAGGAACCAUCAACCAUCAGGCCCUGGAGCAGCUGCAUUAUGUGACAGAGCUCACAGAACUCAUUAAGACAAAGGCUUCCCCUUGUCCCGAUGGAGUAGAAGAUUCGGUAGAUUUUGUGGGCUUCUUUCCAGACUUUAUCUGGGCUGUCCGUGAUUUCACUCUGGAACUGAAGAUAGAUGGUCGCUCUGUCACAGAAGAUGACUACCUGGAAAAUGCUUUGAAACUGAGUCAAAGCAAAAAUCCCAAAAUGCAAACCUCCAAUGUUUCCAGAGAAAGCAUCAGGCAUUUCUUUCCAAAACGCAAGUGUUUUGUCUUUGAUCGGCCAAUACAUGACAAAAAUCUUCUAGCCAAUAUUGAGAAUGUGCCGGAAAAUCAACUGGAUCUCCAAUUUCAGGAGCAAACAAAAAAAUUCUGUUCAUAUAUAUUCACCAAUGCAAAAAUCAAGACUCUCAAAGAGGGAUUCAUUGUUACCGGAAAACGUCUGGCUACUCUGGUGGUGACCUAUGUUGAUACUAUUAGCAGUGGAAAUGUUCCUUGUUUGGAGAAUGCAGUGACAACAUUAGCUCAGCUUGAGAACUCAGCUGCUAUGCAGAUGGCAUCUGAUUACUACAGUGAACAAAUGAUCCAGAAAGUAAAAUUUCCAACAGACACAAUUGAAGAGCUACUGGACGUGCACGCAGCCUGUGAGAAAGAGGCCAUUUCAAUUUUCAUGAAGAAUUCCUUCAAGGAUGAAAACCAAGAGUUUCAGAAGAAUCUUGUGAAAAUUAUAAAAGAAAAAAAGGAAGAAUUUUUGCUGAAGAACGAAGAGGCAUCUCUUAAGUGCUGCCAGGCUAUUCUUGAGCAGCUUUCAAAACCAUUGAUGGAAAGUGUUUCAGCAGGACUUUUCUCUGUUCCUGGAGGACACAAAUGCUACAUGGAAAUAAAGGAAAAAAUUAAGCAGGACUACCAGCAGGUUUCCAGGAAAGGAGUGAAGUCAAAUGAGGUCUUACAGAACUUCUUGCAGUCUCAGGCAGUAGUGGAGAAAUCCAUCCUGCAGCUAGACACAGCCCUCACUGAAGGAGAAAGGGCCUUAGCAGAGGAGAGGACCAAAAGGGAGGCAAUUGAGAAGGAGCAAGAGCUGUUAAAACAGAAACAGCAGGAGCAGCAGCAACGAAUAGAGGCAGAAAAGAGGAGUCUCCAAGAAAACAUAGAUCAACUGGAAAAGAAGCUCAUUAAAGAAAGAGAAAACCUUCUCGAAGAACAUAAGAGAAUAUUGGAUCAUAAACUGAAGGUCCAGGAAGAGAUGCUUACUGAAGGUUUCAGGAAAAGAGCUGAAGAUAUGAGUGCAGAGAUUAAUCAGUUGCAAAAAAGGGUUAAAGACACUGAGGAUAAUAGUCCAUGGCUUGUUAAAGUCUUGAAGAAUGUUGCUAGUGACCUCAUUUCAACCGUGUUUACUCCUGUUAGGAUUGUGGAUAACAUAGUGAAAGGAGUAAGCUCACUAUUUAAAAGAUAAUAGAUUUUCUUUAAAAGGAAAUUCAGUAUGUGGUAAAUGCUUUGACUU